GGCCCCUUCCUUUCUCCUCGACAUCCAUCAAUUGACUUUCGCUUCGCAUCCUCGGCCGCACCAACAUCCCGCCGCCAAAUUCCCCCCCUCCCAGCUACGCGCCAUGGAUUCCGACAUCAUGGACGAGUCAGUCUUUAGCGACAGCAUCCAAGACGAGUCCGAAGGCUACUCACCAGAAGUGAAACCAAAAGCGAAGCCCGUCGCGAAGCCCGCCGCGAAAAAGGCCGCCUCAGCAAAAUCCAAGACGGUCCAGACAGCUCUCGCUAGCAAAGUGACUUCCAAAAAACGCCCAAAGCCAGAGAGCGAUGAUGAAGUCGACUCGGUACUUGACGGCGACGCCAGCGUGCUGUCGCGCACACCUCCGAGCGUCAAGAAACAGAAGAGAGCGCCGGCAAAGAAGUCGAGCGGCAAGCCCCUCGCCGAGAUUGAAAACGACAGCAUGCAGCUUGAUGACGACAUGCCGUCCAAAGGAGGCAAGACGAAGACAGUGACCGAGACGUACCAGAAGCUCACCCAGCUCCAGCACAUCCUCAAACGUCCCGACACGUACGUGGGCUCCAUCGAGCGUACCGAUCAAAAGAUGUGGGUCUUCAAUAAGGCGGACAAGCAGAUGGAGAACCGGACCAUCUCCUUCGUUCCCGGCCUCUACAAGAUCUUUGACGAGAUUCUCGUCAACGCGGCCGACGUAAGUCAGCGCGAUAGCACCAUGACCAGUCUCAAGGUCACCAUCGACCGUGAGUCGGGAGAAAUCACAGUGGAGAACAACGGCAAAGGCAUCCCAGUGGAAAUGCACGGGACUGAGAAGUGCUACGUGCCUGAGCUCAUCUUUGGCCAUCUCCUGGCUGGGUCCAACUUUGACGACAACGAGAAGAAAACUGUUGGUGGCCGUAACGGUUACGGCGCCAAACUUACCAACAUCUUCAGUAAGAAGUUCGGCAUUGAGAUACAGGAUGCCGGCAACGGCAAGCGCUACAAGCAGACGUGGACAGAGAAUAUGAGCAACAAGGGGUCCCCCAAGAUAACCUCCAACAAGUCAGCCGACUUUGUCCGCGUAUCCUUCCUUCCCGACUACAAGAAAUUUGGCAUGGAGAAUGGCAUCGACGACGACCUCGAGAGCCUGCUCUUUCGCCGCGUCUAUGACAUGGCGGGCACUGUCACGAGCGUCAAGGUCUGGCUCAAUGGCGACCAGCUCAAGUACAACUUCAAGAGCUAUUGCGAGCUCUAUGCCAAGUCUAUCGCCAAGGAGCGUGGUGACGAGCCCGCCGAAGGAGAAAAGCCAGCCACGGCCAAGGUCGAGUUCGACCAGGUGAGAGACAAGGGACGGCUUUGGCAGGUUGGGUUUACCGUGUCGGACGGCUCGUUCCAGCAAGUCUCAUUUGUGAACAACAUCGCCACGACCUCGGGCGGCACACACGUCAACUACAUCGCCGACCAGAUUUGCGACGCCCUGGGCAAAGAAUUGACCAAGAAGAAGAAGGGCCAUAGUCUCAAGGCCUCGCAUUUCCGCAACCACAUCUUCAUCUUCAUCAACUGCCUAGUCGAGAACCCAUCCUUCAACUCGCAGACCAAGGAGCAGAUGACAACCAAAGUCAGUGCGUUCGGCAGCAAGUGUGUCUUAACCGACGUGUUCCUCAAGAAGAUUCGGAAUUCGGAAGCCAUCGCACACAUCAUGGAGUUUGCCGAUAGAAAGGCGGACAAGAUGUUGGCUAAGACCGACGGCAACAAGCGCUCUCGCAUCAGCAACGAGAAACUGGUGGAUGCCAAUUUGGCCGGAACAAAGCGUGGUUGUGAAUGCACUCUGAUUCUGACCGAAGGUGACUCGGCAAGAGCUCUCGCCGUUGCUGGACGUGCCAUCCUGGAUCCCGACCGCAUUGGCGUCUUCCCUCUCCGUGGAAAGAUGCUCAACGUCCGCGAUGCGUCGCUCGACCAGAUCAUGAAGAACAAGGAAAUCGAGAACAUCAAGAAGUUUCUGGGGCUCAAGCACAAACAGCAGUAUACCGAUACCAGGGGCCUCCGGUACGGUCAUCUGAUGAUCAUGGCCGAUCAGGAUCUCGACGGCAGCCAUAUCAAAGGCCUGUUGAUCAACUUCCUCGAGGUUCAGUUCCCGAGUCUGCUGCGCAUUCCCGAAUUCUUCCAGGAGUUCAUCACACCUGUGGUCAAAGUAUGGCAGGGCCCCAACCCAAAGAAGCCUCAGAAGCUCACGUCCUUCUUCAACCUGCCUCAGUAUGAGACGUGGAAGGAGAAGCACAAGUCGGAGGUGCGCAAGUGGAAAUACAAGUACUUGAAGGGGUUGGGCAGUUCCUCCAACGAGGAUGCCCAGGUCUACUUCACCAACUUAGACCUACAUCUCAAGCAUUUCGGCACCAUGAAAGCGGAAGAGUCCCAACUGUUCGAUCUGGCCUUCUCCAAAAAGAAGGCCGACGCACGCAAGGAAUGGCUUGGCAACUUUGUCCCUGGCACAUACCUUGACCAUUCGGCCGAUGUCAUCUCGUACACGGAUUUCGUCAACCGGGAGUUGAUCCUCUUCAGCAUGGCUGACAAUAUGCGGUCGAUCCCGUCCAUGGUUGACGGCUUGAAGCCCGGUCAACGCAAGGUCAUGUUCGCUUGCUUCAAGCGCAACUUGGUGAACGAUCAAAAGGUGGUUGAGCUUGCUGGCUACAUUUCCGAACAGGCAGCCUACCAUCACGGCGAAACCUCGCUGCAACAGACCAUCAUCGGUCUAGCACAGAACUUCAUCGGCUCAAACAACGUCAAUUUCCUUGAGCCCAGCGGAAAUUUUGGUUCCCGACUUUCUGGUGGAUCAGAUGCUGCCAGCGCCCGUUACAUUCACACGCGGCUAUCUCCCUUUGCGAGGCGCAUCUUUUCCAAGCUCGACGAGCCGAACCUGGAGUUUCAGUUCGAUGACGGCAACAUGAUUGAGCCCAAGGUGUAUGCCCCGAUCAUUCCGACCGUCUUGGUCAACGGUGCCGACGGCAUCGGUACAGGCUAUAGCACCCAAAUUCCCAACUAUCAUCCCAUCGACCUAGUGGACAAUCUCAAGCGCCGCAUGGGCAGACUUGAUCCUGAUGAUCCGGAGGAGAAGCCAUUUAAUUCCAUGAUUCCCUGGUGGCGGGGUUGGAAGGGCACCCCUGAACGAGAAGGGCCCAACCGGUUCAGAUUCAACGGCAUCGCAAAGCAAGAUGAGCUGAAUCCCAACGAGGUCGUCGUUAGUGAGUUGCCUGUUCGUAUGUGGACCGAUGACUUCAAGGCUAGACUCGAGGAAAUCAUCCGGGGCGAAAAGACGCCUUCCUACAUCAAGGACUACAGGGAGUUCAACGACCACAACACGGUCCAUUUCGUGAUUGAGCUGGAAGAAAAGCACAUGAAGGCUGCUCUCGACGAGGGCUUGCUCGAGAAGUUCAAGCUGAACAAGUCGAUCGGAACUACCAACCUCGUUGCCUUUGACACAGAGGGCAAAAUUCGCAAGUACGAGAGUCCCGAGGAGAUCCUCGAGGAGUUUUACCACUACCGCCUGGCCAUGUACGGGAAGCGGAAGGCACACUGGCUCAAAGUCUACGACGCAGACUACAGAAAGCUCAAGAACCAGUAUCGUUUCAUCGAGGAAAUCAUUGAGAAUAAGCUCGUUGUUUCCAAGAAGAAGAAGUCAGUUCUCGUGGCAGAGCUUCGUGAUAGAGGUUUUGAAGCGUUCCCUCCGAAGGAGGUCGACAAGAGGGCAAAGCCAGCCGAAGAGGAUGUCGAAGAUGCCGACGAGGAUGACGGCAACUUUGGCGCACGAGACUACGACUACCUGCUUUCCAUGGCUAUCUGGUCGUUGACGCUGGAGCGGUUGGAAAAGCUCAAGCAGCAGAUCAGGGCAAAGAAGGCCGAGUGGGAUGAGCUCAAUGCCCUCAGUGAGAAGGAUCUUUGGUGCAAAGAUCUCGACGAGUUCGUUGAGGAGUGGGAGCGGCAGCUGAGGCUGGAUGCCGAAAUCCAGGCCGACAUCCGAAGAAUAGGCCGCCGAGUGUCUAAGAAGAUUGGCGCUGGCAAGGGAGGCCGCCGUCUAAAGACGGACGACGAUUACCAGCCAGGCGGGAAGACCAAGGCGGCCAAGGCUCUCGCCGCUCCCAAGAUCAAGGUUGAGACAAAGACACAGCAACGUUUCACUGAGAAAUUCCAGGCCAAAGCCGCCGCAAAACCCAGUGCCAAGGCAAGCACCUCGGGCGGUGACGGCCUGGCGGAUGAUUUCUCUGACGAUGACGACUUUGCUCUUCUUGGCAAGAAGGCUGUGGUCAAAGACGAGUCAGAACCUCCGGCUCCCAUAUCAGACAUUGUCAGCGGUCGUACCAAACGCGCAGCUGUUGCCAAGCCCAAGACAUAUGUCGUUGACUCGGAUUUGGAAUCAGACGAUGAUUUCAUGCAGUUGGGAAAGACUUCUUCUGCUCGACCGCCUAAAGCCUCGACCUCUUUGUCGGCGUCUGAAGACGAUGACAUUGUCGCGAAGCCCUCCAAGCGGGCCGCAGCAGCAAAGGCGAAGUCGGUAUAUGUGGACGAUAUCGAGUCGGAGAGCGAUGAUGACCAGAUGCUCGGUGAUGUCGGUGCCCUGGUUAAGGGCAUUGGGGCGCCUGCUUCCAACGGUGGCAAGGGCAGACUUAGUCUGUUUGCGAUGUCCCGGCCCGAGGGUGAGUCCAGCCUCCCCAAGAUGAAGACGAAGCCGUCAAAGUCGAAUCUUGGCUUUGACAGCCAGGACGACACCAACUACGAAGCCCUGGCCAUGUCGUCGCCCCGGAAAUCAGUCGCCGGCGGCGACAUUGACGACUUUCUGUCUGACGAUGACCUUCCUCCUGUGACAACGAAGGCAGCAGCGGCGCCCAAGGCGUCGUCGUCUCAGGCGGCAGCGCCAAAGGCAAAAGCCCCGCUUACUGUUGUCCCCAUGGCGGGCAAGAAGCCCCGCGGCCGUCCGGCCGGCACCAAAAUCGCCGCACCCAAAGCCGCUCACAAGACGGCUGCCGCCAAGACAGCCGUCUCCAAGGCAGUAGAGUCCUCGAAGCCCAAGGCAGUGACUCUCUCGCCCGCUGCCAAGGCCUAUGCCGCGAAGAAGGCAAAGGCUAGAAAGGUUGUCAGCGAUGACGAGGACGAGGACGAGGACGACCUCAUAGCCGAUGCCCCUUCCAGCCCAGUAGCCAAGCCCAAGGCCCGCCCGGGUCGCGCGACGGCUGCGAAAUCCAAGCCCAUCUACAUUGAUGAUCUGGAAGACGAGGAGAGCGAUGAGUUCGCCAUGGAUGAUGAUACUGAUUAGAGGCUUGAGGCUGAGAUUAAUGUCAGUAGUGUGGAGUUCUUUUGAUGAUGUCACGAGGUUUUUCGGAUAGGGAGGCUGGCUGGUUAU
This is a messenger RNA of Lasiosphaeria miniovina, 5362 nucleotides long. RefSeq names its product DNA topoisomerase 2-like protein. Gene Ontology annotation, cellular component: nucleus. Lineage: Eukaryota; Fungi; Ascomycota; Sordariomycetes; Sordariales; Lasiosphaeriaceae. Gene Ontology annotation, molecular function: ATP binding; DNA topoisomerase type II (double strand cut, ATP-hydrolyzing) activity; DNA binding. The coding region runs from base 104 to 5275 and encodes 1723 amino acids. The record is from RefSeq and is a predicted model, not a curated record. Gene Ontology annotation, biological process: DNA topological change; resolution of meiotic recombination intermediates; sister chromatid segregation. The transcript has 4 exons.